AUGAAAUUAGUGAAACCGCCCCUCUAGGUUAGAGAAAAAUAAUGGGACAAUCGUUUUUAUUUGGGAAAGCUGAGUGAUCACGAAAUUAAGAAAUAGUUUAUGAUUAAGAAGAAAUCAGUAAAAAGACCUACAUCUACGAAUAAAAUUGUGGUUGAUGAAAAAUCAUUAGCAAUACGACUUUAUGAGUUACAAUUAUUGUGGGAAUAAUUCCGUAUUCCUCAAUUUCAUAGGGCUUACUUUCUUCAAUAUAAUGAAAAAGAUCUUGAAGCUAUUUUAAGAGAAACUGCUGAAAUCAAGUUGAAGUAAUCCAUAGUACAAAAGCUAAUGAGCUUGGUAAAAGGCAGGGAGAGAUGUUUGAAUUAUUUGAAAACUGAAACAUUUGAAGAACACAAAUUCUCAGAACUUUUAUUUCAUCUCAGAAUUUUAACAGUCAAUGUUAUUGAGCAAUUUAAAAAAUGGAGAGAUUCCCUCAAUAGAUGUGUUCGCUGGAGAAUAGAUGAAGUAGAUUAUCUCGUUAAAUUAAGAGGAGAUAUUGCUUUUCUAAAAGAAUUUUAUUAAGAUUACCAAAGAGACCCAUUUUUGCUAUGGCUCUACAAAUUAGGAAAGAAUGACACAAUCCAUUCAAAUUAUCAUUAAUUGCAGAAAGACAUGAUGAAAAGAAUCCGUGAUUGGUAAUCAUAUACAAUAAUAUUUUCAGCGAAAUUUUACUCAUAGAGAAUGAUUACUUUGACAUGUAAACCAACAUUUUAUCGAGAAAGGAGGCUCAAUUGAUAAAUAAAUAUCUCAGAGAAUCAACACUACAAAUAGAAGACCAAAAGAGUUUGGAAUUAAAGAUCUUAAGUCCAACUAUUAAACAGACUAAGACAGUUUAAAUAUAGGACAAUCUGACUCUGGUGCCAUAAGUUGUAAGAAAUAAAGAGCAAUUCACUAAAUUGUUGAAUUAAAUAAAAAAUGAUGGCGACAUUGAGAGCUCAUUCCCAAUAAGAGAAAAUUUAUUUGAAUUGAUUGACUAUUAGGAUUCACAAAUCCUAGCCUUCAUGCAGCAUUAAAAAAUAAAAGGUAUUUGCAUUAGUUAGAGUGAACAGACUGAAUAAUAUAGAAAAGUCAUCAUUGAAUAAAUUAAAUUAGAAAAUAUGUAACUGUUUCCUCAAUUCAUCUAAUAAAUAAGUAAUUAUAUACCUGGAAAUGAAAUUACUAUUAAAUUGGUUCAUUAUAUGUAAAAUGAAAAAUUGAUUGAUUGUGAAUAUUUAAAAGUUGCACUAAAACAAGAAGGAUUUAGAUGGAAGCAGUAGACAAAUGAUAGUGAAAAAAAUAUUAGAUAUACAAUUUAUUACAAAAAGAAGGAUUAUCAAAAGUAAUAAAUGAAUCAAUUUACAUUUAAUUUUCAUGUUCAUAGCACAAAACUAAAUUAAUUGAUGCAAUUAGUUUAUAAUAAUAUUGUUGACAACACUGAUGUAGCUUAAAAAUUUAAACGUUAUGUUGAUUCAAGAAAAACUGAACAUAAUCCCCCUCAAAUUAAAUUGAAACCCAACAUUUAAGACGAUAGAGUAAUUUUAUUAGAUAUAAAAUUUAAAUUACCAUCAUUUAAAACAGAAGUGAGAAAUGAGUAUAAAUAUUACAGAAUUGUAUUUAAAUUAUUCAUAAUUAGAUUUAAGAUCCUGAAAUAACUAAUAUAUAUUUUACGGAAAUCGAUGGACAAAUAAUUUAUGCUUUAUCCUUAUUGGACAAUGAUUAUUAUAUCCUUAUUUCUAAGGAUCAAAUCAAUCACGAAACGAUUUAAAUAUCAUAGUUUUAACCAACGGAAUAGGAUCUCUCAAUACCAAUGUUUUAUUACAAAGAUGAAAUUGCUGAUGUUUUUAAUCAUCAUGUCAAUUUGUAAUUUGAGCAUCUAAUGGCAGUCAAAAGAAAUGCGGAUAAAGAGAAAUAAUCCAUUGAAAUAGCACCAGAUACUUUUUGUUUCUCCAUUUUGUAUGAAGGUUAUAUGAUAAACUCCUUCAAAAUUAAACAACAUCAUUUAAUUAAAUUUAAGCCAUUGAAGUCAUAGAUCACCAUCAGUGAUGACAUCAAGGUUGAUAAAUCUAAGUUUGUUUUACCAAGUUUCCCCCUAAUCCAAAAAAACCUAGAACCUGAGCCUUUAAAAAUCAUGAUCAAGAAUCAUGAAUGCAUUUGUGCUUUAGAUAAUUAUGAGAACAUCAGAAAGUGGAUUAUUUAUACGAUUGUUGGUUGCCAAGAGAAUUAAUUGAAGGACGUGCUUGAAUAGUUAAUAACUUAAUUGACUUUAAUAGAUCCGAAUAUUCAAGAAGUUGGUAUUGAGUAAUUUUUAUGAAUAAUUUUAGCUUUUAUCAUGAAAUGGUGAAUGGAGAAUAUACAGUUAAUAAAAACAUAUAGAAAUAACUUACAUCUCUUGGGUUCAAGUGGAAGAGCUAAGUUAACGAUGCAAUUGAACACACAAGAUUUACUAAAUAUUCAUUGAAAUUACAGAGAGAAACAUAGGUAGUUGAUAACGUAGUGAUUCAAUAUUUUUGUACUCAAGACUUUGCAGACGUCAAUGUUUAGCCUCUAAUUUAAUAGUUUUCGAUAUUUUAUCAAACCUUGACUCAAUCUCAAUUAGUUGUAAAGAGGGUAUCAUAUUCAUCUAUAAUUUAAAGAACAAUUUAAUUCCUUUUUCAAAGUACUAUAAUAAGGACAUUCCCCCUGAAUUAUAGGCUGAUUAAAUGCUAGAAACCAAAAUUUCAUAAAUUUUAUAAAAUUGCAAGUAUGGAACCAAAAACAAAAUUGAUUACAUAAUUUUUAAUGUAAGUGUAAUUAUUAACAUUAAGAGCUAAGUUAUUACAAGUAAUAAGCAUCCAGAAUUGGGAACAAUCUACUUUGUUUAACUCUUUGACAUUGUCCUCUGUUUCUAUCAAUUGGAGAAGGAACUUAAUACUGAACAAAUAGCCAAUUUGAUUUAAUAAGUAAGUACUUCCUAUAUGAUUAGUCUACAAGUGAUGAAAAUGAGAAAUAAGAAAGCUUAGGUGUUGAAUUCAUUCAAUACAGCAAAGCAGGUAGCAAUUACUCAAUGGAGAUCAAUUUAAAUACGGAGAAGCGCAUUACGAUUGAGACUUAAGAUUUUAAAACAAUAUCGAAACCUUACUUUAUUGGCAUAAUUGAGCCUAAUUGGUACGAGAAACAUAAUUAGAUGAUUGCAUCUAUGAUAAUUUUAUGA
Messenger RNA from Paramecium octaurelia, 3205 nucleotides. The record is from the annotation of a GenBank genome assembly. Lineage: Eukaryota; Ciliophora; Oligohymenophorea; Peniculida; Parameciidae.